CAGAGCUGCUGUAUAGUAGUACCAUGGGUGGCCAUGAUGAUGAUGAUGUAUCUUAUCAUGUAGCCAACAACCAACAUCAAGAUGAAGUGCUGAAAAACAAAUUGAAUGACAGCGGCCUUUGGAGUGACCAAGAAUCCACUGCCGGAAACAAUGCAAAAUGGGUCAAGGAGGGCAAAAACCAACUGAGGAAAGUAGCUGAGAAACAUCAGGACCAGGACCAGAAUGGGAACCAGGAGGAUUUCUCCCCUCAUAACACCACCGAGGAGGAGCAGCAGAGGAACAAGGAGCAGACCAAACCUCCCAAGACCGCCAAGACUCUGGGCCUGAAGGAAGAAGAGUCCAAGACCAUCCUCAAGGAGCCACUACUCAUCCACACUCUACUGUCUGCAGAGGAUAAAGAGGGUGAGGGCGAAGAAGAGGACAAAGAGAAGGAAGAUCCAUCUGAGGCAGAUGACGAGGCCUGCAGUCUUACAGAGGAAGAGAGGGAGUCCGAGCAGAGUAAUGCGGAGGCUGAAAGAGAGGGAGGUGGGGUGGCUAGAAAUCCCUGUCUGCUGUUCUCUAACGUGAAUGGAACACCAAGUGAUGAAGAAACCAACUGGCCAGCACUGUCUCAGGACAUCACUGUUGAAAGCCCUCCAACUGGAAACAAAGGUAAGGGUGGGUUUGUUGAAAUCAGUUGUGUGACUGUUUUGUUGGAACAAUAAUGAUUAUUGUCUAGUCUAACAUAACAAGUGCUUCUCAGGUUGCAAGCGACGUUAGCAUACUCCUUGUUUUAACCCUCCCCUUCUCUCCACACAGAGUCCUUCUGGGACUCGGAAGCCUUUGAGGCGGACACAGACCUGCCCUCUGGGUGGAUGCGGGUUCGAGACACCUCAGGCACCUACUACUGGCACAUCCCUACUGGCACUACUCAAUGGGAGCCCCCCUCCCCUCUGGACAAGGUGGGAGACUCCAUGAUGUCCUCCAGUAUGUCCCUGGAGACAACACCCUGUGAGGAAGAGCCAGAGGUGAGCUCUUACCCAUAGGCCUCAGGGAUGAUUUGUGAUGUACAGUGCAUUUGGAAAGUAUACAGACCCCUUGACUUUUUCCACGUUUUGUUACGUUACGGCCUUAUUCUAUAAUUGAUUAAAUUGUCCACCACCCCCCCCCUCAGUCUACACAUAAUACCCCAUAAUGCAAAUGUAUACAAAAUAAAUAAACUGAAAUAUCACAUUUACAUAAGUAUUCAGACCCUUCACUCAGUACUUUGUUGAAGCACCUUUGGCAGCGAUUACAUGAGUCUUCUUGAGUAUGACUCUCCAAGCUUUGCACACCUGUAUUUGGGGAGUUUCUCCCAUUCUUCAGAUCCUCUCAAGCUCUGUCAGGUUGGAUGGGGAGCGUCGCGCACAGCUAAUUUCAGAUCUCUCCAGAGAUGUUCGAUCGGGUUUAAGUCCGUGCUCCGUCUGGGCCACUCAAGGACGCCACUCCUGCGUUGUCUUGGCUGUGUGCUUAGGGUAGUUGUCCUGUUGGAAGGUGAACCUUCGCCCCAGUCUGAGGUCCUGAGCACUCUGGAGCAGGUUUUCAUCAAGGAUCUCUCUGUACUCUGCUCCGUUCACCUUUCCCUCGAUCCUGACUAGUCUCCCAGUCCCUGCCGCUGAAAAACAUCCCCACAGAAUGAUGCUGCCACCACCAUGCUUCACCGUAAGGAUGGUGCCAGGUUUCCUCCAGACGUGGCACUUGGCAUUCAGGCCAAAGAGUUCAAUCUUGGUUUCAUCAGACCAGAGAAUGUUGUUUGUCAUGGUCUGAGAGUCCUUUAGGUGCCUUUUGACAAACUCCAAGCGGGCUGUCAUGUGCCUUUUACUGAGGAGUAGCUUCCGUCUGGCCACUCUACCAUAAAGGCCUGAUUGGUGGAGUGCUGCAGAGAUGGUUGCCCUUUCUCCCAUCUCCACAGAGGAACUCUGGAGCUCUGUCAGGGUGACCAUCGGGUUCUUGGUCACCUCCCUGACCAAGGCCCUUCUCCCCCAAUUGCUCAGUUUGGCCGGGCGGCCAGCUCUAGGAAGAGUCUUGGUGGUUCCAAACUUCUUCCAUUUUCAGAAUGGCCACUGUGUUCUUCGGGACCUUCAAUGGUGCAGAAAUGUUUUGGUUACCUUCCCCAGAUCUGUGCCUUGACACAAUCCUGUCUCGGAGCUCUACGGACAAUUCCUUCAACCUCAUGGCUUGGUGUUUGCUCUGACAUGCACUGUCAACUGGGGGACCUUAUAUAGACAGGUGUGUGCCUUUCCAAAUGUCCAAUCAAUUGAAUUUACCACAGGUGGACUCCAAUCAAGUUGUAGAAACAUCUCAAGGAUGAUCAAUGGAAACAGGAUGCACCUGAGCUCAAUUUCAAGUCUCAUAGCAAAGGGUGUGAAUACUUAUGUAAAUAAGGUUUUUCUGUUUUCUAGGUUGUAUAUAUUUGCUACAUUUCUACAACCCUGUUUUCGCUUUGUCAUUAUGGGGUAUUGUGUGUAGAUUGAUGAUCAUAAAAAAAAAAUGUAAUCCAUUUUAGAAUAGGCUGUAACGUAACAAAAUGUGGAAAAAGUUAAGGGAACUGAAUACUUUCCGAAUGCACUGUAUAUGUUCUGUUCUGAGAAGAUUUAGAUCUACGCUCUCCCAAUUUUUAGAAUAUUUGGAGAAAAAAUGGCAUGUUUUUGUCUGACUCUCCUAGGAAACAUGGGGAAACCUCUCUAACCCAGAUGAAGGGACUAGUGAUGGAGAGCUGUGGAAGGUAAGAGUCAGCGUGAAUAUUAAUAAGUACUAAUGAGAAUCUGGACAUGGCCAAGCCCUCACAUUCAGGAUAUCCUUUACCAAAAGGGCAACACUGACACCACAGUAAAAAGAGAAUAUAAUUAUUUUAAUGAGUAUGGAAAAAGUGUUUUUGAACAUACCCUCACCACAUACUCUGUGUAUAAAUCAUUAUUAUGUGGAAAAUAGUUGACAUGGAAACAGAAGAAAAAGUAGAGCUACAUAUUUUUACUGUCUUGGCGUUACCUAAGGGACAGAAGCAGAGCACUACGCUUCAAUAGCCAAAAUAAUACCUUCUGCCAAUUACAGAGCACUUGACAUUUCACAGCUUCAACCCUCGAUAUUUCAGUUUUAGAAACAGUAGAGUUUAGAAGGCAGCACAUCUGGAUUUUGAUCAACUCAUUCUUUGUCGUCUUGGUGAUUGCAGGAGGGAGAGGUGGCAUCUGAUCAGAGCCUGAAGGAGUUUGAAGGGGCAACCCUGCGCUAUGCGUCCAUCAACCUGAAGUAAGUCAUUAUCACAUAACGUACUAUCUCAUUCUCAGCCAAAACAGUCUUUCUUAAACCCUCCCCUCUUUCUCUUUCUCAAAUUAUAACUGUCUUAUAGCUGUAUAAUAACUGUCUUAUAGCUGUUCCCAAUCUGAGGAAGAGGAGAAACUUGAUCCCCAUGGCACUGACCUGGAGGCUAAGGUACAUUCAAAUUCACUUACAUUUACUCUCACUAAAGCGCUGAGGCAGGAAGACUGUAGUCAUCUGUCUGUCCCUUCCCUGUCAACAUACAACUACUCAUUUACAUUUUAGUCAUUUAGCAGACACUUUUAUCCAGAGCGAUUUAGUUAGUGAGUGCAUACAUUUUUCAUACUGGCCCCCCGUGGGAAUCGAAACCCACAACACUGGCGUUGCAAACGCCAUGCUCUACCAACUGAGCUACACGGGGCUCUUCCCUUUCCUAAUUGAACUGUCGGUUUAUCUCUCUCCGGCCCAUCCUGUGUUCUCUUCGGCCUCUAUUUGCUAUGGCAGUAUUUUGCUGUGCGUUCUCUGGGCUGGGUGGACAUGUCUGAAGCGGACAUGGCAGCGGGGAAGAGCAGCGUGGCUGUCAACAACUGCAUCAGACAGCUGUCCUACCACAAACACAACCUCCAUGACACUGCUGGCAUCUGGGGAGAGGUGAGUCUGGGGACCAGGACUACAGGAAGGGACUGGGGUGGGCUCUUCCUGUCUGGGGGAAGAGGGAUAGGAUUCAUGUCUGGGUGAGACCCUCUGCCUUGCUUAGUCUUUUAUUUAGUAAUUAUAAUAAUUACUUCUCACAUUUACUGCUAUUCCCUGCAGCUGCUCUGUGUUGAAUAAUGUUGAACAUCGGAGUAAUUAUAAUCGUCCAUAUGGACCACUGCUUGGGAAUGUCUCUUAAUCUAAAACAGGAUCAAGUCUAACAGGUGUUUGCUAGAAUAUUAUCAGUUGUAGCACAGAUGGGCACAUUCAAAUGUAAUUUGGUUGAUCGCUAAGCCAUUCAAUUUCCUGUGCAUGGUGGUGCUUCAGGAGGAUAAUGAUAUGUUUGUGUUGUGUUACCAGGGUAAGGACAUGCUGAUGGUCCUGGAGAAUGACACUAUGAAUCUGAUCGACCCACUGGGACAGACUCUGCUGCACUCCCAGCCCAUCGCCAGCAUCCGCGUGUGGGGCGUGGGCCGAGACAAUGGCAGGUCAGUGUCCACUAGAACAACCAGACGCUGUUUGGCACCACAUCUAGAGGUUGGAAAGCACUGCUGUGGCAGUCAGAUUAAGUGGUGUAGCUACUUUUACAGGAAUAGAAAAUGCUGUUUAACUCUUUAGUAUUUGUACUAUUUUAUGUAGUGUUUAUUUAGUAAAUUGUCUAUCUAAUCUUAGCAGUCACCUAACUAUUACUUAAUCAUGACCAUCCAUACCUAAUUAAGAGAUAUUAGGCACUGGUAAUUUGUUCCAUUUUCUUAGUUGCACUAUGCAGAAAUCGCUCUGCCAUUUCCUGGUUGAUAAAAUUCUAAUAGUUUGCCUAAUUUCAGUUUGUGACAAAACAAGCAUGUAUAGUGUAGAGAAUCAUGUACCAUCUAAACCGCAGUGAAAUAACAUUUCCAUAACUACAAAUAUUGUAUUUUCAGCUUUUUGAAACUGGUGUGCAAAACCGGAAAACGAAGCAUAGAAAUAGCGUACAUAGAACAGAUCUGCCACUUCUUAGACUGGCUUUCAAUGAGAAUGACAUAUCUACAGUGAGGGGAAAAAAAGUAUUUCAUCCCCUGCUGAUUUUGUACGUUUGCCCACUGACAAAGAAAGGAUCAGUCUAUAAUUUUAGUGGUAGGUUUAUUUGAACAGUGAGAGACAGAAUAACAACAAAAAAAUCCAGAAAAACGCAUGUCAAAAAUGUAAUAAAUUGAUUUUCAUUUUAAUGAGGGAAAUAAGUAUUUGACCCCUCUGCAAAACAUGACUUAGUACUUGGUGGCAAAACCCUUGUUGGCAAUCACAGAGGUCAGACGUUUCUUGUAGUUGGCCACCAGGUUUGCACACAUCUCAGGAGGGAUUUUGUCCCACUCCUCUUUGCAGAUCUUCUCCAAGUCAUUAAGGUUUCGAGGCUGACGUUUUGCAACUCAAACCUUCAGCUCCCUCCACAGAUUUUCUAUGGGAUUAAGGUCUGGAGACUGGCUAGGCCACUCCAGGACCUUAAUGUGCUUCUUCUUGAGCCACUCCUUUGUUGCCUUGGCCGUGUGUUUUGGGUCAUUGUCAUGCUGGAAUACCUAUCCACGAGGGAAGGAGGUUCUCACCCAAGAUUUGAUGGUACAUGGCCCCGUCCAUUGUCCCUUUGAUGCAGUGAAGUUGUCCUGUCCCCUUAUCAGAAAAACACCCCCAAAGCAUAAUGUUUCCACCUCCAUGUUUGAUGGUGGGGAUGGUGUUCUUGGGGUCAUAGGCAGCAUUCCGCCUCCUCUAAACAUGGCGAGUUGAGUUGAUGCCAAAGAGCUCCAUUUUGGUCUCAUCUGACCACAACACUUUCACCCAGUUCUCCUCUGAAUCAUUCAGAUGUUCAUUGGCAAACUUCAGACAGGCAUGUAUAUGUGCUUUCUUGAGCAGGGGGAUCUUGCGGGUGCUGCAGGAUUUCAGUCCUUCACGGCAUAAUGUGUUACCAAUUGUUUUCUUGGUGACUAUGGUCCCAGCUGCCUUGAGAUCAUUGACAAGAUCCUCCCGUGUAGUUCUGGGCUGAUUCCUCACCGUUCUCAUGAUCAUUGCAACUCCACGAGGUGAGAUCUUGCAUGGAGCCCCAGGCCGAGGGAGAUUCACAGUUCUUUUGUGUUUCUUCCAUUUACGAAUAAUCGCACCAACUGUUGUCACCUUCUCACCAAGCUGCUUUGCAAUGGUCUUGUAGCCCAUUCCAGCCUUUUGUAGAUCUACAAUCUUGUCCCUGACAUCCUUGGAGAGCUCUUUGGUCUUGGCCAUGGUGGAGAGUUUGGAAUCUGAUUGAUUGAUUGCUUCUGUGGACAGGUGUCUUUUAUACAGGUAACAAGCUGAGAUUAGGAGCACUCCCUUUAAGAGUGUGCUCCUAAUCUCAGCUCGUUACCUGUAUAAAAGACACCUGGGAGCCAGAAAUCUUUCUGAUUGAGAGGGGGUCAAAUACUUAUUUCCCUCAUUAAAAUGCAAAUCAAUUUAUAACAUUUUUGACAUGUGUUUUUCUGGAUUUUGUUGUUGUUAUUCUGUCUCACUGUUCAAAUAAACCUACCAUCAAAAUUAUAGACUGAUCAUUUCUUUGUCAGUGGGCAAACGUACAAAAUCAGCAGGGGAUCAAAUACUUUUUUCCCUCACUCUAUAACUCAUUUCUAUGUGAAUUUGGUCGGGUCCCCCCAAAAAGUUACAUAUUGCUGCUAUAAGUGUUACUAAAACAUCUUAAUCUUCAUGCCUUGGGGUAGAGUUUCCCCAUCCUAGACCUCUGGAUGUGGUCUGUUUUCCUACUGAAUUUGCACAGAGCAGUUAUUUGCCCAUUUCUAAAGACUGUGUGAGUCAUUAAGGCUGUGUUUACACAGGCUGCCCAAUUCUGAUCUUUUUUCCACGAAUUGCUCUUUUGACCAAUCACAUGAGAUCAUUUUAGAGCUGAACUGAUUAGUCAAAAGACGGAUUUGUGGGGAAAAAAAGGUCAGAAUUGUUCUGUCUUUGUAAAUGCAGCCUAUGAUCGCCAACAUAGGCCUUACAUUCCUUACAAACCCACUUGGCAAUGACAUGCUCAAAUACAGAACUGCAACCCUGAGACACUACUGCCCUCUGGUGGGUUGUCAUGGUAUUUCAAUAACACAACUGUGGGUUGUCCAUGGUAUUGCAAUAGCAUUUCCUUUCAAGGCACUGACAUUCACUACAAAUCAGAUUUUCAUUUUCUACUAGUGUUUUUGUAAUAACUGUGAUUAACUGAUCAUUAUUUAUUUUCAUGCUGCCCUAUACAGGGAAAGGUAUUGUACAGAUAUGAUUAUUUGCAUUUCUUCAUCUUUAUACUUUCAUGUCCCAUGGUGUUUAUAGUUUAAUUGAUUGUAUUGUCAUAUCUAACAUGAUUGCAUGCAAUAUAUUUUUUUUUGUUGCCAUUUCUUCUUGUGGGUUGUUAUCAUUAAAGUUAGAGAAAUGCAUGGGUUCAUGUAACAGUAUGUAAAUGGUGUUACUUUUCUCUAUUUGUUACAACAGAGACUUUGCUUAUGUAGCGCGAGACAACCUGACCCAGGUCCUCAAGUGUCAUGUGUUCCGCUGUGACUCACCUGCCAAGAACAUCGCCACCAGUCUGCAUGAGAUGUGCUCCAGGGUGAGGCUCCCAUGUUUCCCAUGUAAUCCCAUGUUUCCCAUGAGAUGUGCUCUAGGGUGAGGCUCCCAUGUUUCCCAUGUAAUCCCAUGUUUCCCAUGAGAUGUGCUCCAGGGUGAGGCUCCCAUGUUUCCCAUGUAAUCCCAUGUUUCCCAUGAGAUGUGCUCUAGGGUGAGGCUCCCAUGUAAUCCCAUGUUUCCCAUGAGAUGUUCUCCAGGGUGAGGCUCCCAUGUUUCCCAUGUAAUCCCAUGUUUCCCAUGAGAUGUGCUCUAGGGUGAGGCUCCCAUGUUUCCCAUGUAAUCCCAUGUUUCCCAUGAGAUGUGCUCCAGGGUGAGGCUCCCAUGUUUCCUAUGGCACAUAUCUAAUGUACUAUUUCCUCUGGAAUGACUCAGUUCACGAUGACCUGAACAUAUCUUUCCCUCUCUCUCUACAUUCAGAUAAUGACAGAGAGGAAGCUAUCCAAGCCAUUUCUUAGCAGGUACAAUUAUGACCAGUGCAAACCCAUGGAGAUUCCUGCUCAAGGUAACCCCAGUGAUAGUUCUAGAGUUCAUUUGAUAACAAACGUUAGACACCAGACACUAACUCCAUACCCAUUUUCUUCCUCUGCAGAGUUUCCGGUUCCAAAAAAUGAAAAUUUCCAACAUUUUCUUGUGUAUUACCUUGGUAACGUACCUGUGGCCAAGCCUCUAGGUAAGGGACGCAUGGGUAAGGAAAUAUUUUAUUGACUUAGUAGUUAGGUAAAUACACUAUAUAUACACAAGUAUGUGGACACCUCUUCAAAUUAGUGGAUUUGGCUAUUUCAGCCACACUCGUUGCUGACAGGUGUAUAAAAUCGAGCACACAGCCAUGCAAUCCCCAUAGACAAACAUUGGCAGUAGAAUGGCCUUACUGAAGAGCUCAGUGACUUUCAACGUGGCACCGUCAUAGGAUGCUAGCUUUCCAACAAGUCACUUUGUCAAAUUUCUGCCCUUCUAGAGCUGCCCCGGUCAACUGUAAUUGCUGUGAAAAAGUCUAGGAGCUCAGCCGCGAAGUGGUAGGCCACACAAGCUCACAGAACGGGGCUGCCGAGUGCUGUAGCGCGUACAAGUCGUCUGUCCUCGGUUGCAACACUCACUACCGAGUUCCAAACUGCCUCUGGAAGCAACGUCAGCACAAGAACUGUUAGUUGGGAGCUUCAUGAAAUGGGUUUCCAUGGCCAAGUAGCCGCACACAAGCCUAAGAUCGCGAUGUCAAGUGUCGGCUGGAGUAGUAUAAAGUUUGUCGCCAUUGGACUCUGGAGCAGUGGAAACGCAUUCUCAGGAGUGAUGAAUCACACUUCAACAUCUGGCAGUCCGACGGACGAAUCUGGGUUUGGUGGAUCAAAUCAAAUUUGAUUUGUCACAUGCGCCGAAUACCGUGAAAUGCUUACUUACAAGCCCUUAACCAACAAUGCAGUUUAAGAAAUAGAGUUAAGAAAAUAUUUACCCCACCCAAAAAAGUUACACAAUAAAAUAACAAUACCGAGGCUAUAUACAGGGGGUACCGGUACCGAGUCAAUGUGCGUAGGUACAGUUUAGUUGAGGUAAUUUGUACAUGUAGGUAGGGGUAAAGUGACUAUGCAUAGAUAAUAAACAGUGAUUAGCAGCAGUGUAAAAACAAAGGGGGGGGGUCAAUGUAAAUAGUCCGCGUGGCCAGGAGAACGCUACCUGCCCGAAUGCAUAGUGCCAACUGUAAAGUUUGGUGGAGGAGGAAUAAUGGUCUAGGGCUGUUUUUAAUGGUUCGGGCUAGGCCCCUUAGUUCCAGUGAAGGGAAAUCUUAACGCUACAGCAUACAAUGACAUUCUAGACGAUUCUGUGCUUCAAACUUUGUGGCAACAGUUUGGGGAAGGCCCUUCCCUGUUUCAACAUGACAAUGCCCCAGUGCACAAAAAACAAGGUCCAUACAGAAAUGGUUUGUCGAGGUCGCAGUGGAAGAACUUGACUGGCCUGCACAGAGACCUGACAUCAACCCCAUCGAACACCUUUGGUAUGAAUUGGAACACUGACUGCGAGCCGGGCCUAAUCGCCCAACAUCAGUGCCCGACCUUACUAAUGCUCUUGUGGCUGAAUGGAAGCAUGUCCCCGCAGCAAUGUUCCAACAUCUAGUUGAAAGCCUUCCCAGAAGAGUGGAGGCUGUUAUAGCAGCAAAGGGGGGGACCAACUCCAUAUUAAUGCCCAUGAUUUUGGAAUGAGAUGUUCGACGAGCAGGUGUCCACAUACUUUUGGUCAUGUAGUGUUUAUUUAGCUGUGCAGUAAAACAUCUGGCUGUGCUUUGUGCGGGACUGUUUUGCGCUUCGCUGCGUACAUGGCUAGCUAGCUACUACCAUGCAGUUUACCUUGCCUUGUGGAUACUGUUAACAGUAUAACUGUCUCGUCUCCUAGGUGUGGACACAGUCAAUGAUGCUUUGGAGGCUGCAAUGAACAGCACAAGGAAGCAGGAUUGGACCCCCGUCUCUGUCAACGUGGCCCCUGCCACUCUCACCAUCCUCACCAGAGAGGUAGUUACUAACUAACCCAUCCACAACAUCAUCUCAGUUACACACAGACAGUUAGUAGAAGUCAUGUGAGUAUGGCUCUCUCUCCUGACUGUGCUGUGUGUCCCCCUGUCCUCCCCAGACUGAGGACGUGUUGUCAGAGUGCCGGGUGCGGUUCCUGUCCUUCAUGGGCGUGGGGAAGGAUGUCCACACCUUUGCCUUCAUCAUGGCCGAGGGCCCCGGGGACUUCAUCUGUCACAUGUUCUGGUGUGAGCCCAAUGCUGCCAGCCUGAGUGAGGCGGUGCAGGCCGCCUGCAUGGUGAGUCACCCGACUGGACAGUGGACUCCAUUAUUGAUUAAUCAGUGGUCUAGAGAGACGCGCUGGGGUUUUGAUAUGUUGUCUAUAAUAUAGAAAAUUUCAUUAAGGCCUGUUUAUUGUUUCCUUGAAUUGUAUUGAUGCAUUUUGGUAUCUGUACUGAUGUAGUCCUGCUGUAUGUCUGUGUCCUGUCCACAGCUGCGCUACCAGAAGUGUCUGGACGCGAGACCUCCCAGCCUGGGCUCCUGUCUGCCCACUCCCCCUGCUGACUCCGUGGCCCGCCGGGUCAGGAUGGGGGUCCAGAGUCUGCUGGGAAGCUUCAAGCAGUACAGGUCAGGAUCCCAGUCCCUCUGAGUAGAAGAGAGAAGAUCUACUCCUCACCAACACUAACCCAUACCAGCAGCUCCAGCUCACUCCUCCACUCUUCCCUCUUUCUCCCUUUCUUUCGGCCUUACACUCGUUUCUGGCCUUCCUUAGAGAUAGUCCACUUGUCCUGUCAUUAGUGCAUGGCAUUAUAUGUAACUGAGGAAAUGCUUA
Messenger RNA from Coregonus sp. 'balchen', 10890 nucleotides. The record is from the annotation of a GenBank genome assembly. NCBI's taxonomy places the organism in Eukaryota, Metazoa, Chordata, Actinopteri, Salmoniformes, Salmonidae.